Messenger RNA from Balaenoptera musculus (blue whale), 2714 nucleotides. It is a transcript of the gene LRATD1, whose product is annotated as LRAT domain containing 1. The transcript is spliced from 3 exons. The coding region runs from base 170 to 1051 and encodes 293 amino acids. Lineage: Eukaryota; Metazoa; Chordata; Mammalia; Artiodactyla; Balaenopteridae. The record is from RefSeq and is a predicted model, not a curated record.
UCCGCGCGGGGCAGAGCCGAGCCGCAGCCCCACGCGCCGCCCAGGACACGCUCGUCACCACCACCUCCGCAGCACCCAUGGGGACCUGGAGACUUUAAAGGAGUUUGGGGUUUCGGGAGCAGGGAAAUCACGGAUCCCCGCUUCUGGCCCUCGCCUCGCCGCGUCAUUGAUGGGCAACCAACUGGACCGCAUCACUCACCUCAGCUACAGCGAGUUGCCCACUGGGGACCCGUCGGGGAUCGAGAAGGACGAGCUGCGGGUCGGGGUCGCCUACUUCUUCUCGGAUGAGGAGGAGGACCUGGACGAACGAGGCCAGCCCGACAAGUUUGGCGUGAAGGCCUCCCCGGGCUGCGCCCCCCGCCCGGAGAGCCCCAGCCGUCGCCGCCGCCACCACCUGCUGCACCAGCUGGCCCUCAACGAAACUCAGUUCUCCGCCUUUCGGGGCCAGGAAUGCAUCUUUUCCAAAAUGGGCGGCGGCCCUCAGGGCGCCGACCUGAGCGUCUACGCGGUCACGGCGCUGCCCGCGCUCUGCGAGCCCGGCGACCUGCUGGAGCUGCUGUGCCUGCAGCCCGCGCCAGAGCCGCCCGCGCCCGCCCCGCACUGGGCCGUGUACGUGGGCGGCGGGCAGAUCAUCCACCUGCACCAAGGCGAGAUCCGCCAGGACAGCCUGUACGAGGCGGGCGCGGCCAACGUGGGCCGGGUGGUGAAUAGCUGGUACCGCUACCGCCCGCUGGUGGCCGAGCUGGUGGUGCAGAACGCCUGCGGCCACCUGGGCCUCAAGAGCGAGGAGAUCUGCUGGACGAACUCGGAGAGCUUCGCCGCUUGGUGCCGCUUCGGCAAGCGGGAGUUCAAGGCGGGAGGGGAGGUGCCGGCCGGCACGCAGACCCCGCAGCAGCAGUACUAUCUCAAGGUGCACCUGGGUGAGAACAAGGUGCACACGGCCAGGUUUCACAGCCUGGAAGACCUCAUCCGCGAGAAGCGCCGCAUCGACGCCAGCGGCCGCCUGCGUGUGCUCCGGGAGCUCGCCGACCUUGCGGACGACAAGGAGUAGCCCGGGGGGAGCCGCCCGCCCCUCCGGUCUCCCCGCGCCCCGCUCCCUCCCCCGCACGCGGCCUUCCAGGCCGGCGAUUCAGCACCCCCCGACCCCCUUGAGUGGCCGCCGGCAACGGCCAGCGCCCGGGCUGCAGCCUCGCAUCUUUCUGGCAAGUGGCAGGUAGUCCCAGUAACUGGCCCCGGGGCUGAAGGGGCCGCGCUCGCCCGGCUGAGACCCCCAGUGGUGAUGAUGGUGUUGGGAGACCCAGCGUGCGCUUCCCCCUUGAGUUCCUGGAUUCAUUCCCUGAUCUUGACUCAAAAGGUCAGCUCAAUGAACUAUGAACUAGAGUAUUUUUCUUAAGCCUAUUGAGUGAUUUAUUUUUAAAAAAAUGUUUAAAUGCCUAUCUAUGCUUUUCUUUCAGCACCUACAACAGCAAAACUUUUGUAAUAACAAACUUAACAUUUGCAUGUAUGGAGAACUGGAAAUCAUUUAUUUCCCUAACUUAUUCCCCUUUCAAAUAACAGAUGUCGGAUCCUAAACCGAAGUUCUUUAUUGUAUCUACACAGCCCACAUUCUUUACUGUGUCCUCCUACUGUAUCUUGGCUCUCUGCUGUAUUAAAUACCAUCCUAAGCAUCUGUUCGAACAGGACUCCUUCUUGACAUUUUGUCUUCUACCUGUCACUCAGAGGGUGGGACUUUAGCAAAAGAAAUGAAUGGUCUCUCACACCUAAUACUGAGAUUUAUUUCCUCUGAUGGCACAUAAUCUGAUUUUGCUCUUACUAAGAGGGUCACUAUAACAGAGGCUUAGCUUGAUACUUGCUGAGACUAGAUUAGCAAUAAAAAUAAGAGUUUGGCAGCCAAAGUAGCACUCAUCACUAUAUUGGUCUAUUAAGGAUUGGGUUGAUGAUGAUACUUCUACAAAUUCACAAUAGAAAAACACUAGUUACAAAGGGAACUUGAAAGAUCUGUAUAUUACUUAUAUUACUCCUGAAAUAUUUGUUAUCUGUUGGUCAAUGUUAAUAAUAACCAGUGGCAGAAUAAUUCUAAUUGUAGUGCAGUAUAUGAAGAGGCUAUUGUCAAGAUACUGUCUAAUAGUUUUAUACUGGAAAACGUGUCUAUUUUUAGGACGUUCUCAAUGGGAAUGACACCAAGAAGGUGGAAGGUCUCUUGGAAGAUGGUACCGGUAGACUUGAUUUUUAUUAUGAGUAGAUAUAAUAUCUUUGGAUGUUAUCAGAGUUAUAGAAACUAAGCCAAAAGCCUCCUGAUGUUUUAAUAGAAGUCAGGGAUUUAGUCUGGGUUUUCGUUAUCCUCAAGAGAACAGAGCUUCAUAGUAACUUUCAUGAUGUUGAGUGUGGCCUUGCUGGUGGUCGGUCCCAUCAGUGAUGUGGUGUAGAAGAAAACUAUCCACAGACCCCCCAUUCUUUCUCACUUUCAGAAGGUGAUUCUGAAAAGCAAACUACUAAAAAAAAGAUGAAUAUUUUUACUUCAAGGAGUGCUUUGCUACACAUUUGGUAAUUAAGAAAAAAAAAGGAGGUGGAAUGGGGAGAAGGGAGGCAAGGCUUACUUUAAACAAAACCAGUCCUGAAACACUGUUAUUCUCAAAGUAUAUCUUUGUAUAUAAAAAAAAAAUUCUGUAGAAGUUACAUGUAUUGCAUUUCUUUUUUAAAAAAUUAAAAGUAUA